AUGCCAUACUCCAUCGUUGCCUCCAAAAAGACACUGGAACAUUUGCAAGGAGCAGAUCCGUGGGCUCACUAUGACCCAUGGCGAAAAGACGGGCCCCCUGCCCCAGCCAGCAAUGCUUCCACGACGCCGAGCAGCAGCAACAGCAGUGUUCAGCAAGUGACCCAGGCUCAAAUCGCUGCACUGGAGGCCAAUUUUGACAAGAAACUCCAAAUGAAUGCCCGUCCCACCGAUGGAGAUGCCAGCAUGGACCCAACAGGCAUGGAAGGACGAAUUGCCCAAUUGGAGCACCAGUUCCAACAGGUCCAAGCAAUGCAGAUUGGCACCGAUGCCCGGGUGGGACAGCUCCAAACACAGAUCGACCAGCAAAGCAAACAACUGGGAGAUCGUAUUGAAGAGAAGCUCACGGAACAGAUGGAUCGCAUAGAACAGCUUCUAUGCAAAAGAGCACCGGGUCCUGUCAUCGGGAACAUGAAUCCGACCGGCCUUAUGGGGAAAGCCACCGAAAUUGCCGCACUUCCAACAGGGGUGUAUGCUUUUCAGGAGUCUCAUCUAACCGUUCAAGGUCUUCGUAGAUUCAAACAGGAGCUAGCCUGGUGCCAAUCAGGGUAUAGAAUCUGCCACGGGUACCCUGCCCCGCCAAAAAAUGACUCAGUGAGAACCAUCGGAGGACGCCACACAGGUACGGGAGUGCUCAGUGCCUUUCCAUGCCGUGCCAUUGACCACCAUUGGACCAAAGAACAAUUUCAAUCAGGACGUUGCCAAGCUUCUGCAGUUUUUCUUCAAGGCCGAUGGCUUACCAUGGGCACUGUGUAUGGCUACAGCGAGCGUUCACACUGCCUUGACGUGCAACAGCAGACAGGCAGUCUGUUAGAUGGCCUCAGUAGCCGUAUUGUUGACGGGUCCCAUGGCCUAAGGUUUAUCUCAGGUGACUGGAACCAAGAAAGACACAAUGUACCCCAGGCUGAACAAUGGGAGGCCAAAGGGUGGAUGGAAGCUCAAGCCUUUGCCCAAUGGAGAUGGUCGACGCCAGCUGUAGCAACAUGCCGCAAAACCACCGUGAAAGACUAUGUGUUUUUGUCCCCGGAAGUCCUGCCUUAUGUCCAAGAUGUUCAAUUGGAUUGGACCGUUUUUCCAGAUCAUGCUGUCAUCCAAGUCCACUUGUCAGAUGUAGGAAGGCCACCCUUGGUUCCGAUGUGGAGGAAGCCUGCCCAAAUUGAUUGGCCAGACAAACCCAAGCAGAUGCCAUGGGAAACCAACAUAGCCCCUUGUGAAGACACAGACAUGUGGUACCGUCAAAUUUGGCAUGACAUGGAAACUUAUGCUUCCGAGCUGAAUGCUGCACAGGGUAAACCGCCUCUUACUGUCAGCCAGACAGGUAGAGGAAGUACCACUGCUGUCAAAUGGACCCAAGAACAAACCGCUCCAAUCAAAAGCAACCGUCAUGUGGACAUCCAAUCAGCCUUAUCAACCAGUUCUAUGCAGUACAGCCGGUGGACCAAACAAGUCCGAAGACUCCAACACUAUGCAAGGUGUGCCGCUGCUCCCUGCAGUAGCACCGUCGCUGAACACCGUGCGUGUUUGUGGAGAAAAAUCAGGUAUGCCACAGGGUUUCGAGGGGGUUUCCAAGUUUGGUGGGCCCAUUUGCCUAAGCAGUUUUAUCACACUCCCUUGGUUUUGCCACAUACGCCACCGGAUGGGGAGGUUGCUUUUGCAAUUUUCACAGAGUUCACCAUGCACUAUAAAGCCCUUGAGACCAGCCUGGUCCAUGCCAAAACCAUGCACGCAGCCCAACGUAGGAACCAAGAUCCUUUACAGAUCUACAGAGACCUGCAAAAAGAGCGUGCCGAACCUGUCCAAACAGUGGUACUGGAGGAGAACUAUCCAGUAAUCAGCAAACAACACAUGGAAGGUGACCAAAUGCUGCUCCACCUGGAAAAGCUUAUCCCUGCAGGCAUCCAGAGCUUUGCCAUCAAUGACAUUGCCACCGCAGUGGAAGUUGUAGAUGACCAGACUCUUCGAGUCCCACAGCAAGUUGGAGAAGCAUGUCACACAGGUAUCCAAGUACAUACAAUUGAAGCUGACGCCACCAAAGUCCUUCAGGCGUUCGAAAAAGAAUGGGCCCCACGGUGGUUGAAAGCAGGUCAUGAAGAGCCUGAACAAUGGGAAGCCAUCGUAGGAUUUAUGCAACAUGCAAUGUCACCGAGACAAGCCCAAUUUCCGCCGAUCACACCUGUGGUCUUUCUCAAAGCAGUUGCCGCCAAACGCAAAUAUGCAGCCAUUGGUCCUGAUGGAGUCUCUAGAAGAGACAUUUUGCACAUGCCAGCCAACACCCUUGCCAGUCUAGUGGAACUGCUUCACCGGAUUGAACUUGGCGCCAAAUGGCCAACACAGGCCACCACAGGGAUUGUAGCCGCAUUGGCCAAAACUGCAGGAGCCAAAACAGACAUGGAGUUCUAUCAGAGCACGCCAAUGCCUGCGCCACCUGAUGAGCAUUAUCCCAAGGUGCCACUUGCCAAGAUCGCCCAACAUCUUGGUAUUCCUGACCAAGUCAUGAUUCCGUGGAACAACGCCCUCCUCAGCAUGACCAGGAGAUUCCAAGUUCGAGGAGCAGUAGGGAAUGCCUUGUCAAGCAACCGUGGUUACCCAGAAGGCUGCGGACUAAGUGUAGUCAUCAUGGUUGUAGCCAACAUCACCGCUGAACUUUGGUUGUACUAUAGAUUUCCAUCUAUUAGGCUCUGGUCGUUUGUUGAUAACAUUGAAGCCACAGCAGCCACAGCCGAAGAAGCCAUCAACGCCUUGUCAGCCUUAGGUGACUUUUGCGCCCUCAUGGACCUCAGCAUUGAUCCUUGCAAGACGUAUGCCUGGUCCACAACAGCAUCCGGUAGGAAAGCCAUCCUUGAUAGCCAAUUCCACAAAAAGCUCUACGCCCGAGACCUUGGAGGGCACAUGUGCUACUCCAAGUUGCGAACCAAUGCCACAGUGCAGGAUAAGAUCAAAGAGUUUAGUCCUUUUUGGUUUCGACUUGCCAGGUCACAGGCGCCGUUCCGGCAAAAAGAAAGAGCACUCUAUGUUUGUGCGUGGCCAAAUGUGUUUUACGGCAUCAGCACAGUGACGUUGGGAGCCAACCACUUCCAACGGCUACGAUCACAGUGUACCCGAGCCUUAAACACCAACCAAACAGGAGCCAAUCCAGAUUUGCAGCUCUCAUGCAUUUGUAAUCCACUUGCCGACCCAGAGCUCUACAGUUUGCUUGCGACAGUGCAAGCCUUCCGAAACCAUGCUGACCUUGACCUAGCCCAAUACGCACUUGAACAUUUGGCCUCUGGAGGUAGUGCAUCUCAAGGGCCCUGCACUAGUUUUCUUUCGGCCAUACACAAAGUAGCUUGGCAUUGGAAAAGCGCCGACAUGUGUAUUGACCAAGAUGGCAUACCCAUCCAUGUGAUGUUUUGCCCCAAAAUUGAGCUGCGCCAGAGGCUCAUUCAAGCGUGGCAACAAAGGGUUUUAGCCACAACAGAAGAAAUCAGAACCACCAUGAAGGGCAUGUCUCAGGCCGAUGUCCAACUUACACAGAAAUGCUUCCGCAGUUUGCCGGAAGACCAUCAGGGUUUAAUGAGAUGUGCCUUGAAUGGAACCCAGUACACCAACGAUGCACUUUCCCAUGCUGGAGUUGUUGACACUGCGGAUUGUAGGUUUUGUGGACACCGAGACAGCCUUUUUCACCGGACAUGGGAGUGUUUGUUUUUCCAGCAUCUGAGGGAUUCAAUGCCUGAACUGCCCAAGAGUGAUGCCAUCACGAUGUGCACAGCUUGUCAUGGAUGGCUGCCAAGAGCCCCCCAACUGACGGAGCUCACAGCCACGUUUCUGGAGGUGCCUGACCAAACAGCCAAAUUUGACAAUGUGCAGAUCUCAUGUGAACUUAGAUUCAUUGACCUUUUUCUUGACGGAAGUUGCCUGCCUCCAAGUGAUCCAACCACCAGAAUUGCUAGCUGGGCAGUUGUUAUUUGGGAUGGAAACCGUUUUCAACAUCUGGCCAGUGGAGUUGUGUCAGGGUGGCGCCAGACUAGCCUCCGUGGUGAGUUGACCGCAGCCAUUUCAGCGUUAAAAUUUUGCACAGGUCAGACGCGUCCAUGUAGACUUUGGUUUGACAAUGAAAAUGUGCAGGUGACGCUGCAACAGUGGAUCAAUGGUUUUGAGGUGCCGUGGCAGCAUAAGCAAGACAGUGACCUUUGGUUUCAACUGGACUCUCAGUUUCGACAUGCCAAAGAUAUCCUUUCCGCUGCCAAUAAAGUGCAGGCGCAUGCGUGCCCAAUGCAUCAGGAUACCGCCAUAGAUGAGUGGGCGGCCUCGUCAGUUGUGGCACCGGCUACAAUACCAAAGCAGAUCCAAGCAUCUCAUGCAGAACCAGUUGAUGCUGGCAUUUCAUUGCUGGCUACCAAGAAUGUGGAAGACCUUCCAAAACAACUGCAGGUUGACGAAACUGCCUACGUUUUGGAAUGGAUUCGUACGUUGGUUGAAGAAGAGCAUGGAGUGACGUGGGUUUCGUACCAUCAACUGCUGGUGGACUACCAGAUACAAACUGGUCGAUUAGGACCCUUCACCAAUGGAAGGAAGUGGGUUGCCAGGGAAGUUGACAAUGUUUACUGUUAUCCGCAGCAAGUGCAGUGGAUGGGGAGAUUCAUGCAAAACCUAGCUAAAGCAGCCGGACAAGGCCUAACCACUGAUCAACGAAGACCUUCCAGUCUGGUCCUCCCCUUUUGGACGGGUUGCAUCCGAGUUGCCAUGGACCAAUCCAGGCUCACUGAAGUUGAUUCCCACUUCAAAAGUAGAUUCUUGAGCGAGCAACCGCCUCCGCUUUCCGAGCAGCUGCUUCCGAUGAAAGGGUAG
Molecule: messenger RNA, 4884 nt
Organism: Cladocopium goreaui
Lineage: Eukaryota; Dinophyceae; Suessiales; Symbiodiniaceae
Source: the annotation of a GenBank genome assembly